Molecule: messenger RNA, 3873 nt
Organism: Cervus elaphus (red deer)
Lineage: Eukaryota; Metazoa; Chordata; Mammalia; Artiodactyla; Cervidae
Product: intercellular adhesion molecule 2-like
Exons: 5
Coding region: 2484-3272 (262 amino acids)
Biological process (GO): cell-cell adhesion
Cellular component (GO): membrane
Molecular function (GO): integrin binding
Source: RefSeq, a predicted model, not a curated record
GGGCUUGGGAUAGAUUGCCAAUCAACACUUGAGUUCUUCUUUCCCUCCCUGUCUGCCCAUACGCCCAGGGGCUGGAGCUGCUACAAAAUUUCCUCUGGCUGGUUGGCCCUUGCAUGAGGAGCUCAUGUCAGCCAUCUCUCUGAGUCCAACAGCCUAUUGCUUUGUGGUUAUUUUCUCUUUUUGUCCUUUCUCUUCCUCUCCUGCUCUGUCAACCACAUAACUGUCUUAGAAGCGUGAACUGCCUUCCCACCAUGGCCCAGGUGGGUCCAGUUCAAGCAUCAUUUACUUUUAUCUCCUUCUUCACCCAGUGUUUUACAGUGCCAUUUUUGUCAGGUGUGUGUUUCAUGCAAGACUAUUUCUGGGCACUUUGUUCCAUUGGUUAAUUUGCCUUCAGCUACACUAAAAUUUUAUUUUGUAGUAAGUCUUCAUGUCUAGUAGGGCAAAUCCCCUCAUUUUAUUCUUCUUUAGGGGUGUCUUGGUCCUUUUGUUCUUUCCAUAAUAAGGUUUAGAAUCAUCUUUUGUUUUCCAUGAAAUCCCUUCCUGGGAUCUAUUGGAAUUGCAUUAAAUCUGUAGGAAGAGAAUUGUCCUCUUUAUAAUAUUGAAUCCCUUAGUCAUAAACAUGGGCUGGUCUACAUUUAUUUAAAUUGUAUUUAAUGUCUUUCAAUAGUGUUUUAUAACGUUCUUACUAUAGAUCUUAUAUUCUGCUAUCUUUUUGUUUUUGUAUAUGUAUUACUUCUAUCUUUUUGCUGCUAUAACGUAGUAUGCUUUUAAAAUUACUGUUUUUUCCUGGAUGCUCUGUGCAGCAUGCAGAACUUCCCCGACCAGGAAUCAAACCUGUGGCCCCUGCAGUGUAAGUGCAGAGUCUUAACCACUCGACCACCAGGGAAGUCCUAAAUUACAUUUUUUACGUUACUGUUCUAUACAAAAGCAAUUUCUUUUUGGAUAUUGAUCUUACAGCUAGCUGUCUUGCUAAAAUCUCUGAUUAUUGUGAAUCAUUUGUCUGAUCAUUCAUUUGAAUGUUCUAUCUAGGCAACCAUAUCAUAUGAAAAUACUGAUGAUUUUGCUCUUUUCCCAUCCCUAGGCCUUUAGUUUCUUUUUCUUAUCUUACUAUACUCUAAAGGACCUCUGGCAAAAUGUUAACAUAGAAGCAAAGAUAGUGGGCAUCCUUGUUUGGUUCCAGAUUUUAAAGGAAAUGUUCCUAAGAUUUACUCAUUAGAAAAAUAAUACAGAUGUUAAAAAAUAAUAGUACAUGUGCAAACUUUUUCUAAGUUUCCUUUAUCAUUUUAAGGAUAUUUCCUUCUAAUCUGCUAAGAGCUUUUAUCAUGAAAGAAUAUUGAAUGUCAUCAUUUUUUUUUUCUAGAUCUGUUAAGAUGAUCAUGUGUUUUGUUCUUCUUAAGUCUGUAACAUAAGUUUUUAGCCUGGGCUCCUUCAAGUAGAGCCUGCAUCAAGGACUUCAGUUCAGGUAGAUUAUUUCAGGUAGAUUACUGAAUUAUUGAGGCCAGGAAGUAGGGAGUGAAGGAACAAGAAGAAGACUGGAACAGGGGAGAGAAAGCCAAUAGAAGAUGCAUAACUGAUGUUGCAGGUGUCAGCAAAGGGAGGUCAAGCCUUUCAGAAUCUCUGAUAAGUCUACAGGAUGCUGGCUAGAAUUGCCUCCCCAAAAGAAAGAGGCUGGAGCAUAUUUCUACUAGCUCUUGGCCUAUAGUUGGUUGAGGGUUUCAUGUUAGGAAACUUGAAACUCCUAGGCUUCUGGGAAACAUUGCCUGGAGAAUCCCAGGGACAGGGGAGUCUGGUGGGCUGCCGUCUAUGGGGUCGCACAGAGUCGGACACGACUGAAGAGACUUAGCAGUAGCAGCAGCAGCAGGUAGCUAAGUGACUCCUAAAGCAUUGAAGACCCUGAGGCAAAAAAGCAAAAAAGAAAUAAAAAUAUGGUAUAAACUUGAGGUGGGGUCGUGGAACAUAAAAUGAGUCUCAGGUUGCAGGAAAUUAUCUGCUGUAAAUGCAGCUAAUUUCAGAGGAAGGCUGAAGUAAUGUGACAUAAAGCACCAAAGUUUACUAUUCCCAGCAAUAAUAAAUGACAUUUGCAGCUUUCUUUUCUAUCAUGCAACCAACUUUUCAUAGCUAAGCUUAACUUGGAUAUGAUGUCUAAUAUUUUUAAUACUCUGCUAGAUUUGGUCUGUUUGUAUUUUUCUUAUUUGCAUUUGUAUUCAUGAGUGACGUUGGCUUCUAAUUUUUCUAUUUCAUCCUAUUCUUGUCUCAUUUUGGUAUUAAGGUUACACUGGCCUCAUAGGAAGAGGGUGUGUUCCUGCUAUUUUCAUUCUCAGAAAGAGUAGAUUAGGAUUAUCCCUACCUUAAACUUCUGUAACACUAUCUAGACCUGACAUUUUCUUUGUGGGAAGAUUUCAAAUUAUGGAUGUAAUUUCUUUAAUAGUUGUAGAACUAUUCAGGCUUUUUAUUUCUUCUUCAAUCAAGUUAGUCAGUCCUCAAUGUUCCCUGUGAGCCUGCGGAUGCCACUCGAGAUGGCCCCUUAUGGUGUCUGGGGAAUGCUCGCAGCCUUUCUCUCCCUGCUCUGCUGCCGAGGGUCUGGUGAGAAGGCGUUCGAGGGGCCAGAGCGACUGAUGGUGGGGUCUGGAGAGUUUCAGUUCAUUAACUGUACUGCCGGUUGUACGGACCCCAAGAGAAUUGUUCUGGAGACGGCCCUAAACAAGACUCUCCUGGAGAAGCAGGCUCAGUGGAAGCUGUUCAAGGUCUACAACGUCUCCAAGGAUGAGGAGCUCCUGUGCAGUUCCACCUGCGGCGGCAAGCAGGAGACGAAAGUUUUCCACAUCACCGUGUUCUACCCUCCAAAGCAAGUGCUGCUGACGCUGUCGCCCACCUCAGUGGCCGUAGGGACGCUGUUCACCAUCGAGUGCAGGGUCCCCGCUGUGGCCCCCCUCGAAGGUCUCACUGUCACCCUGCUCCGUGGUACUGACAUCUUGUGCAAUCAGACCUUUGUGGGGACAACACAUUCCCCCCAAGAUGCCGUGGUCACCCACAACACCACAGCUCACAGGGAACAUGGCCUCUAUAACUUCUCAUGCGAGGCCCUGAUGGAUCUGCGCUCUCGCGGCGGUGGCCUCGUCCACAGGGUCUCAGAUCCCCAGAGGCUUGAAGUCAAAGAGCCCGAGCCCAACAACCAGAUGGUGACCAUCAUCACGAUCGUGGUAGUCCUGCCACUCUUGUUGGUGACAUUCGUCCUCCUGUACCAGUACUGGUGGCGGCCACAUCACAACUGAGUGCACGCCGCUUAGAAGAGGCUGAGACGGAGCCACCGGGCAGCGCCGGUAUGAGUGGCGUGGCCACUGGCACGGCGGCCACUGGAACUCACUGUGGCUCCUUAGGGUGCGGUCCAGGCCUGGCUGGGGGACCAAGGCAAACAGCCUGAACAGAAACACCUGGACUUAACCCUGUGCCUUCAUGUCUCCUCCUGGGAAUGGCCAGGAAGGGGAGCCACCAGGCCUGGCUGAACUUCUGUCUCCAAAUGUCUCCUCCGCCCCCUCCUACCUCUCCUUCGGGGGCCUUCCGCAGCCCCAGCAAACCCAGGCCCUGGCGUGCCCCCAGGCUGACCCGCCUGGGCACCAGGCACCCAGCCUCAUGGGACCCUGAGUGACUCCUUCCUCCUGACGGAGGGUGGGGAGACCCGCCUGGCCCAGAGGGGCAGAGAGACACUCUGUUCCCACGUGGCCCUCCAGGACAUGGCUCUGACUUCUCUCUUCUGCCAACAGAGCCAGCAUCCAGGGGUGAGUGUGGGGGCCCAAUGGCUUGGCUCCAGGAACCUCCCUGCCAGGCCUCCCCCACCACUCUGGGCCUUCGGAGAGCCAUGGAAACCAAGCAGUC